CACCGAAGCCGCUGCUGCGCCACACGUGGCACGAAUUAAGGUUCCCGGCUAACGCGCUCGUAUAUAUGAACAUUCGAAGCUCGAGAAAUACAAACAGCGAGAAUGGACGAUUUCUUCAAGAAACCUACUUUUCCAGCGUCUUCGUUGAAGCGAAAGCAGCCGCCAGCUGCCGAUGAUCCGACGGAGGCUUAUAAGGCGUUGAAGCUUGAUAGACCUGCCGAGGACGCGGACGCUUCGGCAGCUUUCGUUGACGAACCAUUUAUUGACGAAGAAGGCGGACGCUUCGAAGGAUCUGGUCUUACCGAGGAGCAAAGCCAGAUCCUCGACUUUAUGGACCAGAAUGACGCGGAACAGGAUCAAACGAUUGACCGAAUGACCAUUCCUCAACUCAAGAAACUCGCCCUCAAGUUCGAGCGAGCAAUCAGCAAGAACCACGAGAUGCGUGCGAAAUUCCUCGAUCAUCCUCAGAAGUUCAUGGAAUCCGAAGCGGACCUGGACGCGGAGAUCAAGGGCCUUACGAUUCUUGGUGAGACGCCCGAAUUGUUUUCUGAGUUCGUGAAGUUGGGGUGCAUCAGGAGUUUGGUCAACCUUCUGGCUCACGAGAACACAGAUAUCGCGAUAGAUGUGGUCGAGGUUUUGCGUGAGCUGACCGACGAGGAUACGGACGCAGCGGAUGAGGACAUGAAAGCCCUGAUCGAUGCAUUGAUGGAGGCCGAAAUCAUGGAUAUGCUUACGCAGAACCUCUCACGGCUUGACGAGUCGCAAGACGUUGAUCGAUCCGGUGUAUAUCACACACUGAGCAUAUUCGAGAACCUUGCGGCGCAUGAUCCUGCACUCGCUGAAACGGCCGUCCGUACGACCACCAUCCUUCAGUGGAUCCUGAAGCGUCUACAGGUAAAGGAAGCUUCUACCUCCCAGAACAAGCAGUACGCUGCCGAACUGCUGGCCAUCUUAGUGCAGUCGUCUUAUUUGAACCGCGUCAAACUUGCGGAACUUGAUGGCGUUGAUGUUCUCCUUCGCCUACUCUCACCGUACCGCAAGCGCGAUCCGGCAAAGGGCGGCGAGGAAGAGGAGAUGAUGGAGAACGGGUUUGAUGCUCUUUGCUCUGUCGUCGAGGAAGUCCCAGGCAAAGAUAAGUUCGUCGAGGCGGAGGGAGUUGAAUUGUGCCUCAUCAUGAUAAAGGAGGGAAAGAUGUCGAAGGCUCGUGCAGUGAAGGUCGUGGAUCAUGCUACGUCUGGUCGGCAAAGUGUAGUAGUGGCUACAAAGAUCGUGGACGCCGGAGGAUUGAAGGCGGUCUUCAGCAUGUUCAUGAAGAGACCGGAUGGAGAGACGAUGGAGCACAUUCUCGGCAUCUUCGCCUCGUUGCUACGACUGUUGCCGCUUGACUCGCCACCGCGAAUCAGGACAAUGGCGAAGUUCACUGAGAAGGAUUACGAGAAGCUUGUGCGUCUGGUCGAGUUACGCAGGGAGUACGCGGCGCGUGUGGGUCAGGCGGAGCGACGGAUUGCCAAGCAGAAGGCACAGGCAACCGAGGAAGAUCUCAAAGAACGAGAACCUGAGUGGUAUCUGCAAAAGAUCGACGCUGGCCUAUACUGUCUGCAAAUCUUAGAUACAGUUCUUGCCUGGAUUUGUGCGGAAGAUGAUGGCGCAAAAGCCAAGUUGAAUGCACUGUUGACGGAGGAAGGAAAGGACAUUGGCCACGUGAGAGCCGUAUUACAAGAGUUCAUGGAGAACAUUGACGAUACAACGGCCGACGAAGCAGGUGAUGAAGCAGAUGGCGCAGCUGCCAAAGCUAGGGAGACCAUGGAGGAUGCGACAGAGCAAAAGGACAUGCUCCAAACUCUUAUUCACCUUCUUUAGAUCUAGAUAAGUUGGCAACCUUACUUCUGCCUUCCCAUCCCGAACAUGUCCGAC
Saitoella complicata NRRL Y-17804 is the source of this 1914-nucleotide messenger RNA. Its product is annotated as DUF1716 domain protein. The record is from RefSeq and is a predicted model, not a curated record. The transcript is spliced from 6 exons. NCBI's taxonomy places the organism in Eukaryota, Fungi, Ascomycota, Saitoellomycetes, Saitoellales, Saitoellaceae. Gene Ontology annotation, cellular component: spliceosomal complex. Bases 103 to 1860 code for a protein of 585 amino acids.